UUUUACUCGUUUCCUCCCCCACAGAUCCACAUCCUCCUCCGCCGGCGCCGGCCACCCCGACGGCGGAGCCACGCCGGGUCGCCCCUCCUCCCCAGUCUGCCAGCCCUAUCCCUUUUCCAUGGAGCCGAGCGCCGAGGAGGCCGCCGCCAAGUGCGCCAAGCCCUCCCCCGCCGGCGAGGACAGCCUCAGCGCGCUCCCCGACGACGUCCUCGUCCUCAUCCUCCUCCGCCUCCCCACUCGCGACGCAGUUCGGACCAGCGUCCUCUCCCGCCGCUGGCGCCGCGUCUGGGGCCUCCUCCCGGAGCUCCGCUUCUCCUUCACGGAGCCCCACGGCAUCCGCGGCGCCCUCGCCGCCUCUGCGGUGCCCCUCCGCUACCUCCUCGUCGGGGGGCUGCGGGGCGCCCCGGCCGAAUCCAUAGCGACCUGGCUCCCAGCCGCUGCGCGCUGCCUCACCGGAGAACUUACCCUCAUCGACAUGGGUAGCGCCGGAGGGGAGUCCGAGGAGAGAGGUGUCCUUGAGCUGCCCUGCUUCGACAAGGCCACCUCCAUCUCGCUCGACCUAGGGCUGCUCGCCCUCUCCGUGGCGCCCGCCGGGGUCUUCGCCCGGCUCACCGAGCUCUCCCUCAUCCGUGUCCGGUUCCACGGACCGUGCGAGCUCGGCAGAGCCGUCUCGUCACCGCGGUGCCCGUGCCUGCAGAAGCUCACAGUAAAGGACUCCCGGGGGCUGGACAAUCUCGCCAUCAAUUCCGAGUCUCUCAAGCUGGUGGAGCUUCGGCAGCUGCGUGGCUUGCGGCAGCUCACCAUCAUGGCGCCGGUGCUCCAAGAGUUAAUUGUGGUGAGCUGCUUCUCUUAUGAUCAGACUCGACAACCGGUCGCAAAUAUCUCAGUUCCUCAGCUGGAAUCGCUCUGGUGGGCGGAUGCUUAUGAUCCAAGUUCCGUGCAUCUUGGCAAGAUGGAGAAUCUCAAAUCGCUGAGCACCAUUUUUUGUGUAUAUGGACCAGAGGGCUUUCCACAAAAUCUUUCGUGUCUAAUGUUAAUGUCGCGUGUUAAGGUCAUCGAAUCUCUUACUCUCGGACUGGCCUAUCCGCAGGAGAUAAAUUACUACCAAUACUUGAUGGAAGACAUGACAAUACUCCCUGACAUUACGUCUUUGCACCUGAUUCUUAAUGUGGGAGGACAUUCCUGUGGGGCCUGUACAUUCCAUAUUCUCAGGAUGUCUCCUGGUACAAAACGGCUGAUAAUGGACAUGUCUUCGCGUUUCAUCUUGGAGGCACAAGCUGAAUGCCCACAGGGCUGCAUUUGUGAUCAGCCAUCAAACUGGAAAACUGAGGAGCUCAAGUUGAAUUGUCUCCGUGAAGUGGAAAUCCGAGAGUUCAGAGGGUCAGAUCAUGAACUUGUUUUUCUGAAGCGACUGUUCACUUGGGCAAGGGCAACAAGCCUAAAAAGGAUAGCAGUAGCUUUCAAACUUUCAGUUGCUGAAAGCACAAUUAAGGAGUUGUGCAAGAUGUUGCGAACCUUCUCCAGGCCAGAAAUAUGCAUGGACUUUUAUGUGUAUCAGGACAUGGUUAAGGUGUUGUAUGCAUGUGAAGACUAAGGCGCUACUUCAAGCACUAGGCAUAUUUUCUUUUCUUAGUUUUCUGUACGGCCUGUACUCAGAAUGUUAUUGGAUCCAUAUAAAACUGUUAAGAUCCUUCAUUCUAUGUUUUCAAUUGCUUUAUGUUUGGUUCUUA
Molecule: messenger RNA, 1730 nt
Organism: Panicum virgatum (switchgrass)
Lineage: Eukaryota; Viridiplantae; Streptophyta; Magnoliopsida; Poales; Poaceae
Product: F-box/LRR-repeat protein At1g55660-like
Exons: 3
Coding region: 119-1594 (491 amino acids)
Molecular function (GO): protein binding
Source: RefSeq, a predicted model, not a curated record